Messenger RNA from Strongyloides ratti, 297 nucleotides. Its product is annotated as Proteinase inhibitor I25, cystatin domain-containing protein. The transcript has a single exon. Gene Ontology annotation, molecular function: cysteine-type endopeptidase inhibitor activity. The coding region runs from base 1 to 297 and encodes 98 amino acids. NCBI's taxonomy places the organism in Eukaryota, Metazoa, Nematoda, Chromadorea, Rhabditida, Strongyloididae. The record is from RefSeq and is a predicted model, not a curated record.
AUGAUUGGAGGUUGGAAACCUUUAGAUUUAAAUUCAAAAGAAGUUCAAAAUCUUGGUAUGAAAAUUGUAGAAAAGUAUAACUCUGAAUCAGAUGAAGAUGUAAAAUUUAACAAAGUAUCAAAUGCACUUCAGCAAAUUUCAUCAAAAACAAAUUACAGGUUGAUAAUUCAAACAACUUUAAUAGAAGAUAAUGGAAAAACGGGAAAAAUAAAAUAUCUUGAUGCAGGUAUUUUCCAACAACCAGGAUCAAAUAUUGAAGAAAUAGAUAUUAAAGUUUUAAAACCAUUUGAAUUAUAA